UGAACUUCUGAAGGCGCAUCUCGGCCAAUUAGCCAUCACUUUCCACGUAAUCCAACGAAUCCAAUCCUUCUAUACCACAAACGACGACAGCAACAGCGAACGCAACUGAUUUUACUAACGUGGCGCAUCCAUAGAUUUACUGCGGAAUGAUCUGAAAUACGAAAACCCGUAUGACGGUCGUAGCGGUGCCCCGCCGACUUCACCAUGGACGCGCCGCCAGUCAAGCUCUCGGAGCUCCUCCGACAUCCAGAUGACCUCGACAAGAUCCCCGCGCUGAAGCUGGAAUUCACGCGCAAGAAAGCUGCCGUAGACUCGCAGCUAAGGGGAGGCUUGAGGGAUCAGUUAGAGAUGACACAAACUGGUAUGAAUGGCAUUACCGAUGGCCAAAAGACGUUACAGGCGAUUAGGGACGAAAUGAUGAAGAUCGACAAGCUUUGCUCCGAGUCGCAGGACAUGAUUAAAGACUUUACUAGCAUAAAUUUAGUAUCACAGGCCCACAGGAAUUUUGGUGCAGUAGAACUCAUGGUGGAAAAUCUCCAGACAUUUAACGAUCGCCUUAAUAGGGUUGAGAGUAUGUUGAGAGAAGACGAGGAAGACAAGGAGAAUAUGCCAAAUCUCCUUUCAGUUCAUUACGAAUUAACGCAGCUACGAAAUAUUCGAGACGAUGCUAUGGAACAGAUACGACGAGCCGACGACCCUAGCCUACAAUCCACACUAGAAAACUACUUUUCGAGGCUAGACGACGCAAUAGACUGGUUCGACGAGCACGUCGGUCUCAUUGCGUUAAACAUGAUCAACCUCCUGAUUGCCGAUAACAAUAGCCUCGUGGUCCGCCUAGCAAUCAUCGUCGAGGCCGAGGAGAAAAGCGAUCAAAGAGUCGAAGCUCUACAGGAAGCAUUGAAGGACCACAAGGAAAUGGCAACGCGAUUCCAAAGUAUUACGGAUGGCGCCAAGAAAGUCCGAGGAUAUAAGGAGAAAUUCCUAAAGGCGAUUUCUGUCAAUUGCGAAGGACAGUUUGCCGAAGCUAGGGGGGAGUUCCUGGAUGAUCCCACAAAGUUAGACAAAAUAAUGAAGUGGUUCUUCAACGAUCUCAACGCCGUUAAGCAAGGAAUGGUACCCUUGAUGCCCAAGAAAUGGAAGAUACUCAAGACUUACGGUGAUAUAUAUCACCAACUAAUGCACGACUUCCUAGUCGGCAUGAUAGACGACCCCGAAUCGAGCUCGGCAAACACGCUCGAGAUCAUCAACUGGCCCGAGAAGUACUACAAGAAGAUGCGGAAACUCGGUUUCUCGGAGAGCGAUCUCAGACCCCACGUAAUCGACAACCGGGAGCAAGAGUUGGUCAAGGACUUCCGCCAGCUCAUCAUCAAAUUCCUCGACGAGUGGAUCGAGCGGAUUUUCGCGCAGGAGAGGCGCGACUUUGCGGACCGAAACGUGGAGGGCUCGAACUUGGAUACGGAUGAGUAUGGCUAUUUCCGAACCAAGAAUCUGGUCGAUAUGUGGCGUAUGUUACGGGAACAGGUCGAUGCGGCUGCAAACUCGCAGAGAACAGAUGUCGCCGAGGGUGUUAUUGACGCCAUGUUCCUCCGGCUGCGCGGCCGCCAGCAGUCUUUCCAGAAGAUGCUCGAGGAGGAAGCGGCAAUAUACGAAGCAGACAAGAUACCCGAGUUAGAGGGUUUCCAGGCAUUACAGGAUUGGCUCAUUGCGACGGCCAACGACCAGAUGGCGUGUAUCGACGAUAACGAAGAAGAGGGCCGCCUUGCCUACCUUUCGAGCUUCAAGCAGAAGUUCGAACCGCUAGUCACGCCGCAAUACAUGGAGCGUGCCGAUAACGAGAUCGCUUCGCUUAGCGAGAGCUACAUCGACCUAAGUACCUGGUGUCUUAACAAAUUCGCGCAGCUCGUCAUAUCAGUCGACUUCAAGAACGUGAUGCCGACAUUCUUCACGCCGCGAUGGUACGAGACGACCACGAUGAAACAAAUGAUAAUCACAAUCGAAGAGUACAUCGGCGACUAUCAACAAGUGCUGCACCACUCCCUCGUCGACGUCUUCAUCCAAAUCCUAGCCGACGAGCUCCUAGCGCAGUACCUAAUGAGCGUUCGCAACAAGGGCGCCAAAUUCCGACGAACAGACCCCUUCCAAGACAAGCUCUUCAACGACGUGUCCACGGCCUUCGAGUACUUCCGCUCCCUCCCCAACGCGGACCUAAGCAACGACAUCACGCAGAGCUGGCGCGUAACUGAGGACUUCUUAGGACUACUCACCGCCCCGAAGGAGAGCGUGCCGGACGUGUUCCAGGACUUCAAGACCAAGUAUUGGGACCUCCAGAUCACGUGGGUCGAGGCGGUGCUCAGGUCCCGCGAUGACUUUGAGAGGGGCAUGUUGAAUGCGGUCAAGGCGCGCGCGGCGCAGAUGGAUGUCGUUAGGGGCGCGGAGACUAUUAUGGGCAAGGUUAAGUAAGGUUAACUAAGUUAAGUUGGUAGAUACUUAACCUAGGUAGGUAGAUACAUAUAUGAUAAAAUGAGAUGAAAUACCUAGGCUGGGGGGUGUAUGGUUGUAUGAAUGUCUGAGUGUUGUAAUGAUUAAUAAAACACAAUAGGAUUUUAUAAUCUCAGACUAUUUGGUUGACUACAUAUACUAUUCAGCAAUUUUUAUUGCUUCUCUAAGUUGUCCAUGGCUGGCCAUUUUCUUAGUGGUAGCUCUCAUGAUUCUACAUAGUGAAGGGCCCUUUGCGUAUAUUCUGAAUCCAAGUCUUGUUGGCUCCGAAUCUUUAUGUUCUGCGGCCAGAUUUCUUAUGGUGGGAUGAUACUCCAUGUACUAACACGGCGGUUUUAACACAUUGUAGAUUCA
Molecule: messenger RNA, 2850 nt
Organism: Daldinia decipiens
Lineage: Eukaryota; Fungi; Ascomycota; Sordariomycetes; Xylariales; Hypoxylaceae
Product: exocyst complex component Sec6
Exons: 1
Coding region: 205-2460 (751 amino acids)
Biological process (GO): exocytosis; exocyst localization
Cellular component (GO): exocyst
Molecular function (GO): SNARE binding
Source: RefSeq, a predicted model, not a curated record